AUGGCCAACACUGUCACCGAGACGAUUGAGAAGGGCACCCAGGAGGUCAAGCACGCCGGCCAGGCCGUGACCAACGAGGUCAAGGCCGAGGUCCAGACCGCCGUGAACAAGGACGUCGAUUCGACCGACACCAACCUCCGUUACGCCGCCUACCUCCGUCGUAUCCGUGACAUUGCGCGCGCCGGUAGCCGUUACACUGCGUACACUUCGGAUAUUGGCGAGGCAUUCCGUCCUGUUGUUCCCCCUUACCUUGUCACCGCCGCAUACGGUGUCUCGUGGGCCUACCUCAUCGGCGACGUCGCCUUCACGACCUACAAGGCCAAGGAGGCGGGCCCCACGCCCAUCGAGGCGGCCAACUUCUCCGAGCCCACCCGACUGACCAUGGUGGCCGUCAAGCGUUCCGUCUUCCAGUCGGUCGCGUCCAUGGCCCUGCCCGCAUUCACGAUCCACACGGCCGUCCGCCAGGCGUCCAAGAUGGUGGCAAAGUCGAGCAACAUCACCCUCAAGCGGUGGGGUCCCACCGCUGUCGGCAUCUCCAUCGUGCCGGCGCUUCCGUUCCUCUUCGACCACCCGGUCGAGAUUGCCGUCGACUCGAUCUUCGACAAGAUCGAGGAGGCGCUCGAGAAGAAGCCUGCGGGAGGCGCGGCAGCACCUCCCGCAGGAAAGACCGAGCUCUAA
This is a messenger RNA of Apiotrichum porosum, 678 nucleotides long. RefSeq lists its product as uncharacterized. NCBI's taxonomy places the organism in Eukaryota, Fungi, Basidiomycota, Tremellomycetes, Trichosporonales, Trichosporonaceae. Gene Ontology annotation, cellular component: mitochondrion. The transcript is spliced from 6 exons. The record is from RefSeq and is a predicted model, not a curated record. Gene Ontology annotation, biological process: mitochondrial fission. The coding region runs from base 1 to 678 and encodes 225 amino acids.